ACUAACGCCCCCGGGCGUCGUCAGGUCAUUUGCCGUAGAAGAAGACGGGAGGCCUCAGUGCGCAUGCGUAAACCACGUACACCGAUGAUCAGACAGUCUCUGCUGGAUGCUAGCUGGCUAGCAGGCUAGCUAACGGUCUGUCAAGUCGCACACAUUGACCCAGGAGGGGAAGCGCGGCGGCGGAGAAGAAGAAGAAGAAGGGCGACCCCAGCGCCGCGACGAAAUGGCCGGGCAACAGUUCCAGUACGAUGACAGCGGCAACACCUUUUUCUAUUUCUUGACGUCCUUCGUGGGACUCAUUGUGAUCCCGGCCACAUAUUACAUCUGGCCCCGGGAUCAGAAUGCUGAACAACUGCGUCUGAAGAGCCUGAGGAGGGUCCACGGCAGGUGUCUGUGGUACCGGCUCCGGCUGAUGAAGUCGCAGCAGAGCAUCGUCCCAACUUUAAAGAAAGCAGCCUUGUUAUUUGGGUGGGCUGUGUUUCUGCUGCUAGCCUACAAAGUGUCCAAGCUGGACAGAGAGUACCAGGAGUACAAUCCUUAUGAAGUCCUCAACUUGGACCCGGGUGCUUCUCUGUCAGAAAUCAAGAAGCAGUACCGUGUACUGUCACUCAAGUUCCACCCUGACAAAGGUGGUGAUGAGGCCACAUUCAUGAGAAUAGCCAAAGCCUACGCUGCUCUGACCAAUGAACAGUCGCGACAGAACUGGGAAAUGUACGGUAACCCAGAUGGACCAGGAGCUACGAGCUUUGGUAUUGCCCUGCCUGCCUGGAUUGUUGACCAGAAGAACUCAAUGCUGGUCUUAUUGGUGUAUGGACUCGCCUUUAUGGUCAUCCUUCCUGUCGUUGUGGGUACAUGGUGGUACCGCUCCAUCCGCUACAGUGGAGACCAGAUCCUCAUCAACACUACCCAACUCUUCAUGCAUUUUAUGUACAAAACGCCAAACAUGAACAUGAAGCGAUUGGCCAUGGUUUUGACGGCGGCGUUCGAGUUUGACCCUCGCAGCAAUAAAGAAGCUACAAUACGACCAACAGACAACAUUGAAGUGCCACAGUUGAUUCGUGAAUUAGGAAAUAUCAACGUGAAGAAGAAGGAGCCUCCGUUCUGUUAUCCUUACAGUUUAAAGGCCAGGGUCCUGGUGCUCGCUCACCUGGCCCGAAUGGAUGUAUCAGAAGAGUUGGAGGAAGAUCAGAGGUUUGUGGUGAGGAAGAGUCCGGCUCUCUUGCAGGAGAUGAUCAACGUCGGCUGUCAGCUCACUAUGAUGGCCAACAGCAGAGGAGGUUUCCACGCUCCUCGGCUGGUUACCAUAGAGAACUGCAUGAAACUGACCCAGAUGUGCGUGCAGGGCCUGCAGGAGUCAAAGUCACCACUUCUGCAGCUCCCCCACUUUGAGGAGGAGCACCUCCGCUACUGCAUCUCCAAGAAGUACAAAGUUCGGAGCCUUCAGGACCUGGUGAGUCUCAAGGACUCGGACAGACGCAGCAUGUUGCGUUUCCUGGGGGAGGAGAAGUACGAUGAGGUCAUGUCUGUGUUGGGCAGCUUCCCUCACAUCAAUAUGGAUACCAAACUUCAGGUCCUGGAUGAUGAAGACAGCAAUAACAUCACCGCAGGCUCUAUCGUCACAGUAACUGUCACCUUAACCAGAAAACGGAUGGUGGACAUGUUUGAAAAAGAGCAGGAGUCAACACCAUGUACAGGAGAGGAGGUUGCCACUACAGAGGAAGCACAAGGAGACUCCAGUAAAGCCAAAACCAAAGUGUGGCAGAACAAGAGUAAAGGAGCCAAGAAAACAGCCAAGUCCAAGAAGAAAAAAUUAAUGAAGAAGAAGCCCACUCCUGCGCCUGCCAAAACCAAACAGGCCAACGGCAACGUGGCAGGAAAUGAAGUCGUAGCAGCAACAUCAGCAGCAGUAAAGGAGGAAGAGGAUGAGGCAUCAGACAAGGGCAGCGAAUCAGACGAGGGUGAAGCCAACAAGGACUCUCCCAGCGAGAGAGACGAAGACAGCGACAAGCAAAGCGACACAGAAGUGGAUGAGAUGGCUGGAGACGACGAAGAGGAGUGGGAGGCAUUGCAGCAAAGCAUCCAGCGGCGAGAGCGGGCCCUGCUCGAGACCAAGUCGAAGGUGACGCACCCCGUCUACAGCCUCUACUUCCCAGAGGAAAAGCAGGAGUGGUGGUGGCUCUACAUCGCCGACAGGCGAGAUCAGACCCUCGUCUCCGUGCCAUACCAUGUGUGCACGCUACAAGACACAGAAGAGGUGGAGCUGAAGUUCCCAGCUCCGUCCAAAACAGGGAACUACCAGUAUUCAGUCAUCCUCCGCUCUGAUUCCUACCUGGGACUGGACCAGAUCAAACCACUUAAGCUGGAGGUCCACGAGGCCAAGGCCAUGUUGGACAACCACCCACAGUGGGACAUCCCCGACACGGAGGAGGAGGACGAGGAGCAAGAGGACAGCGACGGCAUCGAGGAGAGUGAAGACGACGACGAGGACAACGACUGAACGGGGACACACACAUUCGCGCACACACACACACACGCUCAGCCUUCUCCCAUGGACUGGCCACACACCCACCCCUGACCCCACGAACGGCACUCGAGAGAGAGCAGCGAGCGAGGAGCAGCGAUGCCCUGCCUGACACACACACACACACACACACACACAUUGAAUCAUUAGGGCAAUGUAUACACACAGAGCCCUCCUGCUCUUCCUCGUCUAUUUUACCCUUACAAUGACAUGGACUGUGACCAUUUCCUCUUUUCUACAGAGACUCGUUCCUUCGCUUUCCGUCGCUGGCGGAAUAGAAUUCUGUGAAUACGUAACCAGGCCCAUGUGUGCGAGUGGGUGUGCAUGUGAGGCUGUGUGUGUGUGUGCGCGGGUGUGUUUGCUGCGUGUUUGUAGCCUUGUAUGUGUUUGUACAGGUAUGAACGGUUGACACACUGUGGACUGGAGGACCUAUUAUCUGGGCUCUUUUCUCGAGGAGGGAGAGGGGAUGUGUAACAGCUAAUUCUGUUUUUUGCAACACAAACGAGAAGAAAACAACAAAACACCCGACCUCAUGACGUAACUCGCGCUCCAAACUUUAAAAAAAAAAAUCACUCAUGCACCGAUGUUCUCCACGUCAAUGAUACCUUCUAUUGUACACUUAAACUGCAGAGGUGUGAGCUUUAGCCCUGUUCGUCUGGGAUCACGUCCAAGUCAACACUUUGGCAGGGGCACAGUUAAAUCUCGUCUUUUUUUUCUUCCUUUUAUUCGGUCACACUAGCCAGCCAGUCAUGUGUAUGUACUUGUAAUUACUGUAUGUUGAAGGGGAUAGAUACUGAUUUCCUGUCAGUCCUGUCCAUGAUCCACAUCAAACUGGAGAUGACUGUCGGUUGAUAGCAGGCUGCUCUAAUAAUGAAUCCUAACCUCAAGUUAAAUGAGGCGAAAAUGACAAAACUUGCAGUGUUGUGAUUUUUUUCCUCCUUCUUCGUAAACUACAUAAAAGUUGUGACAGAUUCUGAAAUAUAUAAUAUAUAGAUACAUACUCGUGGCUUUUCAGAGAAGUGACUUCCUUUCUCCAUCUUUUUUGCCGCACAUUCCAGUGUAUGCUCAUUGUCCAAAAAGGCCUUAUGAAUACAACUGAAACACCACGACAUACAAGUCAUUGGGUGCUAAUGCCCCAGUGAAUCAUGGGAGAGAAGAAAAAAUAUAUUUGUUUGUGCGUUUGUAAAAUAUUCUAGAGUUUUUCCUUUUUGUUUCAGUUUGGAAUGAGUCUUCAUAAGAACCUGUAGCUCUGCAGUCUUCAUGCAUAUCUCUGAUCUCGCCACGAGUACAGUUUUGUCUGGUGAAAGAGAGUUAGCAGUCGAGUGACAUGGCUGGAGUGUGAGGUUCCCUGACACACAUACUACACAAUUGGAAAUGUGUCUCGAACAAAAACCUGUCGAAAGCAACUUGUCGUAUGAGAC
Molecule: messenger RNA, 3942 nt
Organism: Paralichthys olivaceus (Japanese flounder)
Lineage: Eukaryota; Metazoa; Chordata; Actinopteri; Pleuronectiformes; Paralichthyidae
Gene: sec63
Product: SEC63 homolog, protein translocation regulator
Biological process (GO): SRP-dependent cotranslational protein targeting to membrane; post-translational protein targeting to endoplasmic reticulum membrane
Cellular component (GO): Sec62/Sec63 complex
Molecular function (GO): RNA binding; transmembrane protein transporter activity
Source: RefSeq, a predicted model, not a curated record